AUGGGAUACUAUGGAAAGUGCAUCAAGGUUGUGAUCGAGCAACUGGACAAGUUCAAGCCGGAGAAGGACAGGCCUGAGCAGUUCCUGGAGAUGGCAUCCAGCGCCCUGCAGGAUCUGAGUGCCCAGAAGCGGUCCUUCAUCUUAGAAGUUCUUUCUGGCUGCCUUGAGUAUCGGAAGUUGCUGACUAUUGUGGUAGAUGCCUUCUAUGUGCGAGAUGGCCGGUUCUCCCUGUGGGCUGACUACAACCUGUUCCUAGUGAUCUGCUACCUGGCCACCUUCCAGAUGGAGGAGCUGGGCUUUCAGCUCUUCUGCAGCAUCAUCAAGUCCCAGUCUGCAAGCAAGACAUCCAAGUUCCUCAGAUUUUUCUUCAGCCCGCUAAACCUGUGCUUGUGGAUCAAGGACGAAUGGAGCCUCGUGUAUGAGGCGACCCACGUGACCAAGAACUGGAUUGAUCCCCUGUUGAGAUGGCAGCCAGAGGUACAGGAGCUGGUCAGCCAGCUGGAGGGAGAGUCAGCCACUACCUCAUUUCCCUCAAAGACCAAGAUCAAGGCCACAACCCCCAAGGAGUUCAACCUGACCAUUCCCAAGCCCCGUGCCAUUCCAGCACCUGAGCCCAUCCCUGAUGUGGCCCAUCCCCACCAGAUUCCACAGAGCACCUACCAGGAGCCUAAGAAGCAGCAGCUGUUGCAGAUGGUCAAGACAUACAACCGCAGGAAGGCUGAGGAGCUGCUGCUGAGGGCAAACAUGGAGGAGCUGCAGUGCGCCAUGCCCAGGGCCCAUAAGGAGCGGCCAGCACAGGGCUCCAGGAAGCAGCUGAAGUUUCGACCUGCACCCCGCAUCCAAAGGACUCCAAAGCUGACCUUCUACAGGCCUGACAACAUCCCGGUGAAGCUGAACACAGCCACCAUCCUGCGGGAAGGCGCUUUAUACCAGCGGCAAGUAGAGAAAGAGCUGCAGCGGGUUGACAAGCUGAUGGAUGGGUGCGGGGACUUCUCCGAGUUUCUCAAGUGGCAGGAGAAGAUGCAGGCAAAGGACCGGGAGGAGCAGCUGGCUGCAGGCGAGUGCCGACGGCUGCAGGGCAAGCUGAGCCAUCUGGAGGCCGUUCUGGCCCGACAGAACCUCAUCCAGCAGAAAAAGCAGAAGGCCGACCAGAAGAAGGAAGAGACGGCAGCGUUGAUGCUACAGUGCACCCAGAGGCGCCAGCAGGAAGACAGGUGCAUGAAGGAGCUGGUGGAGCAGGUGAUAGAGUCACAGAAGAAUGUCAAGGUGGCCCAGAUGAAGCUUGUAAAAGGCCGGCGGGAGAUAGUUCAGGAGGUGAUGGAGGAGAGCCGGGAGCUGCUGCAGCGCAUGGCUGAGGAGGCCAGGGAGGAGCAGAGGCAGCGCUGCAGGCUCAUCUCCCAGCUGCGUGCUCUGGAGACACAGCCCACGCGCAAGGGCAAGCUGGUGGACCUCACCCAGAUCCCCGGCUAUGGCCUGGAGGGAGAGAUGUCUGUUGUGGAGCUUCAAGAGCGACUUGUUCUGCUCAGAGAGGCCCAGAGGCGCCAGGAGGAGGAGAAGCGGGAUCAAAUCAUAGAGAGCAAGCGUGCUAAGAGCCUGGAGCUGCAGAACACCGUCGAGCAGAUCUCCCUGUGCCGCGCAGCCAUGGGGAGGACGGCAGCCUUGCGGUGGGAGGAGAAGAAGGCGCGGGCCCCGGGGCCGCCCAGCACGGACGAGCGCGUGCUGGAGCUGCGGCGCAAGAUCGAGCAGCGGACGGCCGAGCGCCGGGGGCGGGCCGCGCAGCCGCCCGGGGCCGCGCCGAGGGCCGGCCGGCCCCAUCCCCGGGCGCAGGAGGAGGCGCAGCGCUGGGAGGAGCUGGAGCGGAGCCGAGAGCGCCAGCUGCGGGCCCGGCAGCAGAGCUGCGGCCCCCCGGCGGCGCGGGGCCUGGGGGCCGCCUGA
This is a messenger RNA of Dipodomys spectabilis (banner-tailed kangaroo rat), 1935 nucleotides long. It is a transcript of the gene Cfap99, whose product is annotated as cilia and flagella associated protein 99. The coding region runs from base 1 to 1935 and encodes 644 amino acids. NCBI's taxonomy places the organism in Eukaryota, Metazoa, Chordata, Mammalia, Rodentia, Heteromyidae. The record is from RefSeq and is a predicted model, not a curated record. The transcript has 15 exons.